This is a messenger RNA of Eruca vesicaria subsp. sativa (arugula), 594 nucleotides long. The record is from the annotation of a GenBank genome assembly. NCBI's taxonomy places the organism in Eukaryota, Viridiplantae, Streptophyta, Magnoliopsida, Brassicales, Brassicaceae.
AUGGCAGAAGCCAGGAGCACGGACCUGAGAUAUUGUGCCAGAUCAUUCUCCUGUGGAAGCCUCGACUUCAACUUCCCUUUCUUCAACACAACCAUGCCGUCUCGAUGCGGGCUAUUCAAGCUGAAGUGCAGUGAUCACCAGAUUUCAGAGAUACAGCUUGAGAAAAACGGGAAAUGGUACAAAGUGAAUAGCGUCUCUCAAGCCAACACCAUAACCAUCACUGACCCAAGGCUUAACCAAAGCUUGGCAACAGGAUCCUGCAGUGACUUGUCAAACUUCUCUCUUCCAGAUUCUCCAUGGCUCGAAUUGACCACUUUGUACAAAUGCAACAACAGUACGAGGAAGAAUGGUUUCACCUAUGCGAAUUGCAAAGGAGGAGGUAGCAACGUGUAUUACUCCGAUUUUCAAGAUAAUUCAGAGUGUUCAGCUAUCAAAACUCCAGAGAUCUGGGAUUUUUCAAGAAACAAGAACCACUCUAUUCUUAAUGCUACUUUCUCUCUUCAUAUAAACGUCACUCGAGCCUGCCGUAGCUGCCGUAGACGAGGAGGAGAAUGUACGAUGAUCAAACACAAGUUUCGCUGCGUUGGGGGAUAA